AUGCAUCGCAAAUUAAAUACUAUUCCUCCUUUAAACUUUGUAACACAUGAAUCUUAUAAUGAACGUCAUCAAAUCAAUGGCAUUUAAAGUGAAGCUACUUCACCCAAUUAUUUAUUGGAAACUCCUGUGUUGACUAACAAACAUUAGUUUAGAAAAAAUUCAAAUCACCUUUUACCAAUGGUUUAAUAAUCAUCUCCUUAUAUUAAACUACCUAUGAUUGAAGAGAAGUUUCUUACUCCAAGAUAAUAAUAAAUAAAUUUAAUGCCUGAUCUAACAUUCAAAGAUUUAUUUAAGAAUCCAAUAUAUUAUGAAAAGAAUGGUUUAAGUCCAAAAGGUAGUGAGGAAAUAUUAAAGAAAUUGAAAAUGAGACAUAGAAGAGUUGAUUUCUCAAAAAUGGUUGACAUUGUAGAUGAAACGACUAAUUCAAUAAUUAAGGAAUCCCUGAAUGAUCACAAAGAACAUAGAAGAUUAAGCAAAAAAACUACUCGUCGAUUUCAUUUAAGUAAUCCUACAUAACUUACAGAAUUUGAAUGA
Molecule: messenger RNA, 534 nt
Organism: Paramecium primaurelia
Lineage: Eukaryota; Ciliophora; Oligohymenophorea; Peniculida; Parameciidae
Source: the annotation of a GenBank genome assembly